UUCAGCUGCUGUUUAGACGUACAGUGUUAAGCAGUUAUUUCUUUACCAGCCAACACUGUAUUUGGAGAAAAUACAAGUCUUAAGACACAAGAGAAUUAUCAGGCAACAUCUUAUGUGAUUAUGGCAGCAUCCCAGAAGAUUGCUUUGAAAGAGAUGCCUGAUAGCCCAGCAGUCUCCCCAGGAUUUGGUUCAGCAACAUUGGGAAACCUGCAACAGAGUCAAAAGAACAGCACUGAGAAUCUGAGAGGAAACCUAAGAAACUAUAGUGAAAGAAGGGAGGAUUUUAAUAGACAGGACUCCUAUGGUCACGAUGACGGACCUGAAAUGAGGAAUAUAAGCAAAAACAGUCCAUGUCCUGGAUUCACACCUAACCAGAGUUCUGAAUGCUGCAUCAGUAAUGCUAAAGAAAAAUCUAGGCAUCUCCUAACAGAACAGGGUGAUCCUACAGAGAAUGUUUCUUUUCGUUCUUUGCAAGACAAAUCUUUAUAUUCUUGUCAUUCUGAAGAACCAGAAAAUCAAUCAUCAAAUACAGGUAGACAGAGUGGCCUGAAACAAGCAGAGAUGCAACAGCAACGAAUUGAUUUAGAGACAAUCGAUAAUGUCAUAGGAGAUGAGCUUGAUGGUAAAUCCUCUUCUGGCCAUCACUCUUGUAAUCAUGCUCCAGAAAGCACAGCCCCAGAGAAACAUGUUCCAUCACUUUUACAGAAUCCUGUAAAAUUACCCGAUACAGCAGCAGAAAGAAUCUCUUGUUUAAAUCGGUCCAGUCCGAGGAGGUCACAGUCAGAGCAUUCUCUUACUGAAAGCAAUAAUGAAAUAAAGUCUAAGUUGCAGCCCGUAUCUUGCAGCAAAAGUGUUGAGCAAUUAAUUAGUACACCGAUUGAGACUACCGCUUCCCAAUUUUCCCCCUCCUCCUCCUCGUCAUCCUCACCUUCCAUUUCCUCACUGAUAGAAGGCAGAACUCUGGGGUCGGAACAAAACAAUCACUAUAUAGAUUCCAGUAAUGCCUCCAAGCCCAGCAUACCACCAACUGGUGGCAACAUGCCCACCCAAGCUGAGGUAGGUGAUAUCUUAUUACAUUCUGACAAUAAAAUGUCUCUAAUACUUGUCAAAAGGAAAGGUCAAGGCAGAAAUUGA
This is a messenger RNA of Chiloscyllium plagiosum (whitespotted bambooshark), 1134 nucleotides long. Lineage: Eukaryota; Metazoa; Chordata; Chondrichthyes; Orectolobiformes; Hemiscylliidae. The record is from RefSeq and is a predicted model, not a curated record.